Plasmodium inui San Antonio 1 is the source of this 267-nucleotide messenger RNA. RefSeq lists its product as hypothetical. NCBI's taxonomy places the organism in Eukaryota, Apicomplexa, Aconoidasida, Haemosporida, Plasmodiidae. The transcript has a single exon. The record is from RefSeq and is a predicted model, not a curated record. Bases 1 to 267 code for a protein of 88 amino acids.
AUGAAGCAUUCCAAUGAAAACGUUUUCUUGGUGUAUGCGUACUGGGAAGAUAUGAAGAAUAGGUUCAUCUCGAUAAUAUAUAAUUAUGAGUUAACAUAUAUGAUUACUGAUGUAGUGAAGUUGGAACCGUGGAAAAUAGUGCAAUAUCGGCUAUUUCGUAUGAUGAAAUAUGUUCUAUAUUCAUGUGAUCCUACUUCGGAAAUAGAAAAAGUUGUCUUUUACCUCAGAAUCAAUGAAGUAGGACUGUUUCGAUAUAUAUUACGUUGA